AUGGCGGAGGCCGUGACAGCAGCAGCGACGACCCUCCUCCCCGGCCUCCCAGACGAGAUCGUGGUAUGGGAGAUCCUCGUCUGCCUCGACCCCAAAUCCAUCCUCCGCAGCCGCGCCGUCCGCCGCGACUGGCGCUGCGCCAUCACUAACCGCCGAUUCCUCCUCUCCCACCAUGCCCGCCAGCCCGCCCUUCCCAUCCUCUUCAGCGACGGUUACCGUAACAUCCUCACCUUCGAUCACAGGGCAGACGCCGCGUCCCAGCUCCACACCGUCGCUCGGCUUGCUCUCUCCCAGCCCUUCAAGCUCGAGGCCUCCUGCGAUGGCCUCCUCAUUCUCUCCAAGCCUCCUGAGAUGGCUGGCUCUCGCGCCCUCCUCACCGUCUGCAACCCGGUCACUCGUCAGCAUGCCUCCCUCAGGCGGACACUCAAGGACUUCAACAUCUUGGGGAUGUACCCACACCGCCCUACCGGCAAGUACCGGUUGUUACUGCAAGGGAGGAGCUUCAUGGACUCGUCUACUGACCGAACUGGUUGGUAUGUCUUGGAGCUGGGCUCCGAUGAGGCACCUAGGUACAUUGGGUGCUCCAAGACCAAAUUGCAGUCGGCGAUCUUCCAUGCGCCUGUCCGGGUCCGUGAUAGCUUGCAUUGGCACCCAGUGUGUUAUGCCCCGGUGUAUGGGGAGACUGAAUUUUUUCAGCUUGAAAGAAAACUAGUAAUUGUAUUUGACACGAUAGCUGAGUCGUUUCGGCAGAUACGUGCUACCCUUGCUCCCACCAACUACUCAUGUAUCUUUGAGAUGGAUGACAUGCUUGGUAUCUAUAGCUGUAACAAGGCAAAGAAAAUUGUCGAUAUAUGGGUGCUGCAGAACUAUGAAAGUGAGAUUUGGGACUUAAAGUACCGGGUUCAAUUGCCAACCGCAGAAAUCUGGGGGAAGUUUGAAGGCAUUGAUGGUGAUAGCUAUUGGUAUGUGACCGUUGUUUCGGGUGAUGGGGUCGUGCUCUUGCUGGUCAGUUUUGGUAAUAGACUGUUUUUUGUUGACACUGGUGGCGAACUGGUUGCUAGCUUCCGAGACUUGCAUGUUGGUGAACAUCGGCUCAAACAAACUCUUGUCCCGCAUGAUUUCUUCAUGACACUGGAAGGCUAUGCCGUGGAUGCUUCACCUUUCAUCUGACAGAUGUUUGGCGAGGUUCUUAAUAUCCUGAUGAGUUACAAUGUCUAGUAAUUGGAUCAAGUAUGAACCUGCUGAUCUCUUCCUUUUGUGUUGUUGUAUACAAAGUUAUGAUCUGAAGUGACUUUUGUUAUGUGGUUGCAUGAAA
This is a messenger RNA of Triticum dicoccoides, 1315 nucleotides long. RefSeq lists its product as uncharacterized. Lineage: Eukaryota; Viridiplantae; Streptophyta; Magnoliopsida; Poales; Poaceae. The record is from RefSeq and is a predicted model, not a curated record. Bases 1 to 1170 code for a protein of 389 amino acids. Gene Ontology annotation, molecular function: protein binding. The transcript has a single exon.